Molecule: messenger RNA, 4914 nt
Organism: Talaromyces stipitatus ATCC 10500
Lineage: Eukaryota; Fungi; Ascomycota; Eurotiomycetes; Eurotiales; Trichocomaceae
Product: bacteriodes thetaiotaomicron symbiotic chitinase, putative
Exons: 16
Coding region: 113-4798 (1561 amino acids)
Biological process (GO): carbohydrate metabolic process
Molecular function (GO): hydrolase activity, hydrolyzing O-glycosyl compounds; chitin binding
Source: RefSeq, a predicted model, not a curated record
GGGUAUAUGAUACUUGCAACCACCGUAUCCCGUCUGUCUUCACAUUCACUCUUUAUAGUCACUCCUUUACAGUCACCGCAUUGACCUGAUUUGCACUCGUUUCUGUCCCUCAAUGGCAAUGCCUAUACGUAGCCGGCGAUGGCUUGUACCUCCUCUCUUUAUUCUUAUUUUAUUUGUUAUAUCAAACCUUGAACUCUCUUCAUUUUCAAAGUCCCUGCUGACUUGGGACCAAACUGGCCAAACCGACAAGAAGACGACUGUUACAGAUCAUGGCGACUUUUUGCAGUCUCCCCAAGCCGAGGAACUGGGCUUUGGCAUGAGGGUCUAUGAGAGGGACUCAUCAAACUCAACCAUGGGCCAGGGCAGCUACACCUGUGGCCCAGGUUCCCCCUGCUCGAACGGAGCUUGUUGUGGCUCCAGUGGUUGGUGCGGUUAUGGUUCUACAUACUGCGGUGACGGCUGCCAGUCCAACUGCAAUGCUACCGCUGAAUGCGGCAAAGAUGCAAGCCCUGCAGGAAAAACUUGUCCCCUGAAUGUCUGUUGCUCGCAAUUCGGCUUCUGUGGUACGACUAGCGACUUCUGCGUAACUGGUUGUCAGUCCAAUUGCCCUCAGCCGGUUCCCGAUGCACCUGCAAGUAAUACCCAGACACGUAUAGUCGGUUAUUGGGAGGCUUGGAACAGCGAGAAUCCUUGCGGCACCAUGCCACCAGGGCAAAUUCCCGCCACCUUGUUGACGCAUUUGAAUGUAGCAUUUGCCUACAUAUCAGAUGAUUUUGAUCUUACAACCAUGCCUGGAGUUCCCGAAGGAAUCUACCAGAGUGUUGGUAAUGUCAAAUUUAAAAAUCCGGAGCUUAAACUCAUAAUCACAGUUGGCGGCUGGGACUUCUCGCAACAGCUUUUCAGUCAAAUGGUCUCAAGUGCCACCAGCCGUGCAACGUUUAUUCAGAACGUACUAUCAUGGCUUGGUGAAUAUGGCUAUGAUGGCAUUGAUUUUGACUGGGAGUAUCCAGGUGCAAGUGAUCGUGACGGCCAGCCCGAAGACGGGGCUAAUUUUGCAACAUUUUUGCAAGAGUUGCGUGCUGCUAUCAACACUGCAGGCAAAGAUUACAUCUUGACUUUCACAGCACCGACAUCAUACUGGUAUCUUCAAAAUUUUGACUUAGCAAAUAUGAUCCCAUACGUUGACUGGGUGAACUUGAUGUCAUAUGAUCUUCAUGGAGUUUGGGAUUCCACUGAUCGUUAUAUCGGUUCAGAGGUUUUUGCCCAUACAAACUUGACUGAAAUAGACCUUGCGCUUGACCUAUUUUGGCGAGUGAAUGUUGAUCCGUCUGACAUCGUCCUGGGACUGGGCUUUUAUGGCCGCACCUAUGAGCUGGCAGAUACAUCAUGUUGGAAACCUGGCUGUUCUUUUCUCUCUGCUGGAGCUGCAGGACCGUGUACUCACACUCCCGGCAUUCUUUCAUAUCGUGAGAUCAAACAGAUCAUUGCAGAUACCGGCGCAACGCCCUACGUCGAUACGUCAGCUGCCGUGAAUUACAUGGUAUACAGUGGGAAUAACUGGGUUUCAUAUGACGAUGAACAGACUUUUGCUGCCAAGAUCGAGUAUGCAAACAAAAUGGGUCUCGGAGGUCUAAUGGUGUGGGCAAUCGACCUCGAUGACUCAAACCUUGAGGCAUUAAAAGCUAUAACAGAUAAAUCGGUGCUUAACGCCUCUAGCGUUGACUUUUCGCUAGUGCCACUUGAAUAUCUCUUCCCUUCGCAGUAUUUACCCUUGGACAACAGCACUAUUCAGUGGGGUAUUACUACAUUUGGUGCUGCCGCCGCUCAGGGCUCUAUGGAUCCUGCUCAGACUGGAUUUGGACUCAUGCUGAUAGCAGGCGAUUCGUAUGCUGUUACGACACUGAACAAGCGUAGUGAAACCGAUCCGGAACCCUUUACCUUCCUCAAUUGCCCGGAGAAUGUCAUGGACGCCUCUCAAAACGAGGCCCAAACAGUCAGAGUGGUUUGUUUGAGCGAUGAUGUUGAGGGAUGUUUUCGUAUAACGGAACGUGGUGUCAAGGGAACCAUUGUUGAGAUGCCAGAGAAUUGCGCAAGGCAAAGGUUUGCUAGAGCUAUAUCUCUGGAGGUGUCUGAAGAUCAACAUAUAUCCUUGGAUCAGCUUGGAAAAAGAAGUGCCUCAUCUCAGGUAUACGACUUCUCAUUUGACUUUGACUUGUCCCUCGCUAGAAGAGAUACGGAUAACACCAUCAUGCGAAUCGAUGUCUCUAAUAUGCCGGGGUAUUGGGAUGGGAUGGUCAACUAUCCUGGUAUCCAAGAUAGCGACUUGAGCAAGAUCAAAGCACGUUUCUUUGCGCCGAAUACCUGGGAAUGGGACACGCGUCAGAGUCAGUGGCUUACUAACGAUACCAGUGCAAAAAGUGACAUUUCGAUCAACCAGGACGUCAGUGCACCUAUCUUUUGGCAAGCUACGGGGAUUGGAGAAUGCCCCGUCAACGGCUCAGAUUUUACCGAAGGUAUCGUGGCGUACGUGGAUGGGACUGUGAAUGCGUCAUUAAGCUAUGGCUUUUCCAUGAUUGCCGAACUUACCGUUUCAGAAAACGAAAACACUAUUCAGCCCGUACAAAUGAGCGGUUUUGUGUCUGCGACAGGACAGACUGACCUCACGCAUGGUGUGGCUGGUGUUGGCAAUCUCGACAUUUCCCAGGCGAACAUAGCCAACCCUGCCACUGUCACAGGCUCUCUGAACAACUUGGAUGGCAGCGUGACCGUGGACUUAUCCCAGGGUAGGACACUUAUCAUCCAACCAUACAUUCAGUUUGAUUAUCAAUUGGCAACCUACAACAGUUCAGGCUCAUCGCCAGACGGUGGAGACAGUACAGUUCAUUAUGAUGGAGAACUAAAAGUCCGUUCAAUCACUGAUUUAGGGGAAUUUAAGGCAAAUUUUCCGCAGAACUCUUCCAGCUCUUCCAACGGUUCAGGUGACUUCCCAUACAAUGACAAACGCAAGCCCAACCAGAUAUCGAUAUCCAAAAACAAUAUCCUAUAUUCUGCUCCGAGCAGUAACGCGGCCAUUGGUAUUACUACUUUCGUCACAUUCGGAGUCAAAGCGGAUCUGCAAUGGUUUGGACCAUCGCAAACUGCCCAGUUGACUGAAGAGUUAGCCGAUAUGGAACUGAAGUGGAGUACUCAAACUAUUUACACCUUUGGUGCUCCCGACUCCGUUUCAGCUUGUGUUGACUAUAACGUCUCCACGACAGCUUGGCAGACAAGCGACCAAAACUCCUUGAUUUCGUCUGAUGCCCCUACCUACCUGGUUUCUGACGUGCAAUCUCCCGAUGCCGAAGAAUUAUGCUACGCAACAUACGUCAAAAACGGAACUUUGUCUGGCUCAUAUCCCGGCUGGGGCUAUCAGAGUGACUCUGAGAUUAGCCCUUCUACCUUCAUCGGAAGCGACAGCGACAUAUUCACAAGUCAAAAGAGCAAAAUCAAGUGUAAUUCUUGUGUUUCUUGUAUGACCGAAACUGAAGAGGACGAGGAGCCAACAUUUUGCUGCGGCUGUGUCUGUAUGGAUUGCAUAUAUGGCAAUUCAGAUCUUACACCAUGUCCAGACUGCGAUCCGGUUGAUGUUGAUGGUAGUUGGCCUACUGGUACCUUCUUCCAAAAGAGACAACCAGGUAAAAUUGUGAUGACUGAGCACGUUGAUGGCCAUAAUGAUACAAAACAUGAUACUAAUAUUGGAAUGUCAGAGAUUGGGGAGCUUUCAGCCCAUCAAACCAAAGAGAAUGCGACAGACUUGGCUAUCUUAGUGCCACGUGUGGUAUACGACGUAACUCUUACGGAAAAGGAGGUCAAUUCAUGCUUUAAGAAAAUCUCUAGAGCUUCUCAACAGUUUAUGUACCCUUCUUUUCCUAACAAUGUUCAUACCCAGUGGGAGACUCUUGACAAUGGAGCAUGGAACGCCGUCGCCAGAUACUAUGGAAACACGUCCUCAUCAUGUGUGGAUUGGAGCGUUGGCCCAAUGCAACCUGCCGAUCAAGUCUAUAUAGCCCCGGGGAGACAGGUUCGAGCAAAGUACCAAACCGAGCAUGUUUUCGAGGGUCAAUUGAUCGGCGACUUUUUUGAUCAAUGGUUAGAAAAGGGCCGGGUAAAAAAUCAGCCGGCACGAGUGAUGUUGAGUUCGGCCAGCAUAGUAGAUUGCAACUGGUCGAAAGAGUAUGCAAUGAGCAUAACCAGAUUGUCUUGGACUUUGCCUCAAGUCCGCCCAUACUCUAUCGCGAACGUCAUGUGGAGUGAACUCGGCAACGUGGCUCAUUUGGAUCGCCUCACCAUUUUCCUAUCACGGCCAAACCAAAUCAAAGGCAGUUUGUUUUCGAUGAACCAAGCAAUCAGCCCGACAGGAGGCUACGCGAGGAAAGCUCCAGAAGCUCAACUUAUGUCGGUGAAAGAGUUUGGCAUGGUUUUCGAGUACAUGAACAAUCCGAAUGUGUGGGCAAUGUUUUGCGACACUUUUGAGGCUAUCUACGGCGACCUGGUGGUCUUCGACAGAACGUAUCAGCAACAAUAUCCAAACAAUCCCAUUAACACCGCUUUAGCGACUGAAUGGAGUAACUACAUACGUGCGACUCUUGACACAAUGGUUGUCAAUAGCCGCACUUUGUUCGAUGCUUUGUACGCAGCAAGAAACGGCGCAGGUUCUCCGUUAUCAAUCUACGAAUUUCUUUGGUUUCAGAAUUUGCCCAACAGAGCGCUCAUACAACUUCCAGGCACAUGCACCCACCUGGCUGGUACAAGCGUGUAGGCGGCCUCCGGACACUGUGCCGAGAUGCGUCAGAUUCAAAUAGGUAGAGAAGCUAGACAACAAGGUUAUUCAGUCGAAGAGUUCCCUCUUAUCAUAGAAAAGAUCUUGAAACCUGC